GCUUUUUCAGCACGCCCCCCCCCAAACCCCCUCCUUGUGUUUCCCUGUAGUUAAAGGCUACACCCGGAAAGCAGCAGCGCUGGAAGCCAUGAAGGACUACAGCAAAGCCAUGGAUGUGUACCAACGCGCCCUGGACCUCGAUGCCAACUGUAAGGAGGCCGCUGAGGGUUACCAGCGCUGCCUGUUGGCUCAGUACAACCGCAACGACAACCCCGAGGAGGUGAAGCGGCGCGCCAUGGCCGACCCCGAGGUGCAGCAGAUCAUGAGCGACCCCGCCAUGCGCCUCAUCCUCGAGCAGAUGCAGAAAGACCCCCAGGCCCUCAGCGAGUGAGUGGGGCUGGGGGGGUCCCCGAGGU
Molecule: messenger RNA, 356 nt
Organism: Meleagris gallopavo (turkey)
Lineage: Eukaryota; Metazoa; Chordata; Aves; Galliformes; Phasianidae
Source: RefSeq, a predicted model, not a curated record